Molecule: messenger RNA, 1113 nt
Organism: Colletotrichum orchidophilum
Lineage: Eukaryota; Fungi; Ascomycota; Sordariomycetes; Glomerellales; Glomerellaceae
Product: ATP synthase F0
Exons: 3
Coding region: 1-1113 (370 amino acids)
Source: RefSeq, a predicted model, not a curated record
AUGGGCUGGGUCCUCAACGCCACUCCCCAGGUCGAGGGCAUAUCGCAAUGGCCGACCAUCAUCGCCGUCGUCGUCGUCCUCUCCUUCCUCUCCGUCCUCGUCGUGGGCUCUCGAAUCUGGAUCCGAUUUUCCGCCAGAGGUCUGGCUGCCGAUGACUGGAUGUCGGUGUUGUCAGAACUCUUUGCUCUCAUCUAUUCCGGCCUGACCAUUGCACAAACGAGAUAUGGUCUCGGUUUGCCCAUAAAGCUGAGGCCAAAGGAAAGUUUGAUUGUGUACACGCGUAUCAACUUUGCAGGCCGACCUUUUUACCAACUGGGCAUCAGCUUCUUCAAGAUUGCCCUGCUGAUUAGCUAUCUCCGCCUGCUCAAGGGAACCGACCAAAAGAGCUACCGCCGGAUCGUCUGGCUGACCAUCAUCCUGGUCUUCAUCGCUCACCUGGGAUGCUCCUUCUCGCUCAUCUUCGCCUGCACGCCUGUCGACAAGUCGUGGAACCCGCUCAAGGCGGGAACCUGUCUGCCCACGGGCCCGUCCUUCACCGCGUACGCCGUCGUCACGAUCGUCUCCGACGUUGUCGUGGCGGUCCUGCCCAUCCCGGUGCUGCUGAAGCUCAACGUCCGUGUGGAGAAGAAGGCCGGCCUGAUUGCCAUUUUCUUGCUCGGCCUCUUCACGACCAUCUGCUCUAUCUUGCGGUACCUCGAGAUUAACCGCAUCCAGUACGGCGACGGCAACUCGACGAUGCUGGUCUUGUGGGGAACCAUUGAAUUUAACGUUGGCAAUAUCGUGUCUUCUCUGCCGUUCCUGGCACCGGUGUGCAUGAAAAAGGCCAAGAACUACCGCUCAAAGUACUCUGGAGGCUCGUCGCACGGACGAAGCCAUCUAAAGGGUGGAGAGCGGUACAAGCUCAGCGAGUUGAACCACGACAAGUCCGUCUUCGCCUCGGCGAACCACAGCAAGGGCGACAACGGCAGCGAGGAGAACAUCCUCCCGGGCAACAUUAUGAAGUCUGUGACGUACAGCGUCCAGGUCGACGACAGGGUGGAGAACAAAUCCGGCAUGCACAGCGGGACGAACGACAAUACGCGACGAAGGGAUUCGCGAGAGUCGGAUGUGUAA